Rhipicephalus sanguineus (brown dog tick) is the source of this 1437-nucleotide messenger RNA. RefSeq lists its product as uncharacterized. The record is from RefSeq and is a predicted model, not a curated record. Bases 88 to 672 code for a protein of 194 amino acids. The transcript is spliced from 2 exons. NCBI's taxonomy places the organism in Eukaryota, Metazoa, Arthropoda, Arachnida, Ixodida, Ixodidae.
UUUUACCUAAUGCAACGAGGAAAACCAAGCACAUGCGUUGCUGUAUUUGCAGACUAGAAAAAAAAAAGACAAGAAUGCCUUGUAUUGAUGCUUUCCGAUUACCAUUACAGAGAAAUCUGCAGAAAGAAAUCUACCGGACAAGGAGGCAUCACCUGGAAAUUUUAUUGGGAGAUCCAUCAAUUUUUAGGUACGCUCCCUGUCAAUGACAGGAGCUUAACGGAAGAGAUUGGCUGCGGGCCUGGAGAGACUGUGGAUCAGAUUGUGCACAGCAUGGUGCAUGGCACGUCUGAAGAAGAAGCAGUUUGCGGUGAGCCUGAUUUGCCCAGCCCGGCCCGGUCACCACCCCAGCCCAGCCGUCCCCCCAGCCCUGUCACUGCUGAUGGCGCUGACCGCAUUACAUCAACACCAAGUGUCCCCACCACACCUGCAGAAAACACCAGGGCAACGGCCCCACUGCAGCCUACUAAGCGCACAAAAAGUGACAGCAGGCGAAAUCACAAGGACACCCUGCUGGCACAGCUCGUAGAGGAGCAGAAGCUUAUGCGACAGUUUCUGGAAAGCUCAAAAAAACAAGAGCAGGAAGCUCGUGAACGCCUUGCCAAGUUUCAAGAGAAGGCAGGCGAAAGAGAGGAUCGUUUGAUUGGCAUUCUUGAAAAGAUAGCAAAUCAAUAAAAGUGCUGUUCCAAAAAUAUGUGAAGCAUUUCUUAGCAAUCUAAACACUCUUGGCCGUUUCUAACUAUCCAGCAGCCCAAACCUGUGCGUUCACAUCCUUAUAUACCAAAAUUGGCACAGGAAGAUAUUAGUGUAUGACAAAUAUGACUGACGGGCGCCAACACAAAUAACUGACACGCAUGUUGCGUACAUCAUGAAACCCUUUCGCAUACCACAGUCCACAGCAUGCGGGUAUGUGCCACAGGUGAAUCAUGUUCUGUAUCAACUAAGGACAGCAAAAAUUGGCAUGGAAGCAUUGAGACUGUUUGGAAUAAAUAAAAGAAAGAUACACUUUUUAAAUAGUCUGCGAUUUUAAUGUGACAGCCAAAUGCUGGGAAACAUGCAUCAACAACCCUUAGCCAAUACAGAAUAUGAAUAAAUGUAUUACAUCAACAGUUGCCUGACAUCACUUGUGGUGGUAGUGCAUCAUCAUCAUCAUCAGCCUGUGUACGCCCACUGCAGGGCAAAGGCCUCUCUCAUGUUCCGCCAAUCAACCCGGUCCUGUGCUUUCUGCUGCCAUGUUAUACCUACAAACUUCUUAAUCUCAUCUACCCACCUAAUUUUCUGUCUCCCCCUCACGAGUUUGCCAUCUCUUGGAAUCCAGUCAGUUACCCUUAAUGACCACCGGUUAUCCUGCCGACGUGCUACGUGCCCGGCCCAUAUCCAUUUCUUCUUGAUUUCAACUAUGAUGUCCUUAACCCCCGUUUGUUCCCUGACCCACUCUGC